Psilocybe cubensis is the source of this 1662-nucleotide messenger RNA. RefSeq lists its product as uncharacterized. Bases 1 to 1662 code for a protein of 553 amino acids. Gene Ontology annotation, molecular function: amino acid transmembrane transporter activity. NCBI's taxonomy places the organism in Eukaryota, Fungi, Basidiomycota, Agaricomycetes, Agaricales, Agrocybaceae. Gene Ontology annotation, cellular component: membrane. Gene Ontology annotation, biological process: amino acid transmembrane transport. The transcript has 13 exons. The record is from RefSeq and is a predicted model, not a curated record.
AUGGCGUUCAACGAGAAGAAGAUUGACGAGGAAAACGACGCACCAUCUCUCGAUCAAACCUCUUACGAAGAUGCCGCAUUUGUAGACCCUGUGGAACAUGAGAGUCUUCAUAGAGGUCUGAAGGCGCGUCAAAUUUCCAUGAUUGCUCUCGGUGGAGCAGUUGGAACUGGCUUGAUUAUUGGUUCUGGAACGGCGCUUCAACGCGGUGGCCCUUUAGGUAUUUUAUUGGGUUAUUCGUUCGUCGGAUUCGUUUGUUACUUGGUCAUGGUCGCUCUUGGUGAAAUGGCAGCCUUCUUGCCCCACAAGAAGGGUUUUGCAGGAUAUGCUACACGUUUUGUGGACCCAGCGCUCGGCUUUGCUGUGGGGUAUAAUUACCUUCUCAAAUAUCUCAUUGUUACUCCAAAUAACAUCAACGCUGCUGGUUUAGUUGUUCAAUAUUGGACACGGUCUGUACACAUCGCAAUUUGGAUGGUGAUUUUCAUUGGGUUUAUUUUUCUCGUCAACCUAUUGGGAGUGCGUGUCUUUGGAGAAUUAGAAUUUUGGUUUUCUAGUUUGAAAGUCGUUUCCUUGAUCGGACUCUUGCUUAUGGGCAUCAUUAUUGACCUUGGUGGUAAUCCACAACAUGACCGUAUUGGAUUCAGAUAUUGGAGGGCACCAGAUGGGCCAAUGGGCUCAUACCUUCUAAAAUAUGUCCACAAAGAAUCCCUCGCAAUUUUCCUAGGGUUUUGGGCCACCCUUACCAAUGCAUUGUUUGCUUACAUUGGAACUGAGCUGAUCGGUGUAAGUUCUUCGUUGGCCCAAAAUCCGCGCAAAAAUAUCCCGAUUGCCAUUAGAAGGACAUUCUGGAGAAUUCUGAUCUUCUACAUUGGAGGCGUUUUCGUGAUCGGCCUAAUUGUUCCAAGGACAAACGACUCACUUUUUGUAGCCACCAAAUCAACAACUGGAGCCGCUGCCAGUCCAUUCGUCGUCGCAACUACCCUUGUUGGUAUCAAAGUGCUCAAUCAUGUCAUUAAUUCUGCUAUUCUCAUCUUCGUCAUGAGUGCCGCUAAUUCUGACUUGUACAUUGGAUCACGCACCUUGUAUGGUCUGGCUGUAGAGGGAAAAGCCCCUGCAAUUUUCAAAAAGGUCACCAAAGGGGGUGUUCCAUUGCCUUCAUUGAUCCUGUGCACUGCCUUUUGUGGUUUGGUAUUUCUUAACGUCAAGUCAUCUAGUGGCAAAGUUUUUGGAUGGUUCGUCAACUUGGUGUCUACUUUCGGUGCUUUGACUUGGAUGUCAAUUUGUUACGCACACAUUCGUUUUAUGAAAGCAUUAGCUGCCCGUGGGAUGUCAAGGGACGAGUUACCUUACAAAGCCCCAUUCCAACCUUGGGGGAGUUGGUUCGCCCUGGGCUCUACCGCUAUCAUCACGUUAUUCAAAGGUUUCGAUACAUUAAUUCCAAAGUUGAACUCAGCAAAUUUUGUCACGAGCUAUAUAGGCAUUCCUGUUUUCCUUAUUCUGUGGUUAGGAUAUAAGCUAGUAUACCGGACUAGAGUCAUUCCGUCAAGGGAUGUGGACCUUGUGUCAGGCAUUCGCGCUAUUGACGAGGAGGAAGCCAAAUUUGUCACAGCUGAGCAAGCAAAAGGCCCCAGAACCUUCCUUCAGAGAGUUUGGGAUUCGAUGUAA